Messenger RNA from Photinus pyralis (common eastern firefly), 2167 nucleotides. RefSeq names its product glucose dehydrogenase [FAD, quinone]-like. The record is from RefSeq and is a predicted model, not a curated record. Gene Ontology annotation, molecular function: oxidoreductase activity, acting on CH-OH group of donors; flavin adenine dinucleotide binding. Lineage: Eukaryota; Metazoa; Arthropoda; Insecta; Coleoptera; Lampyridae. The coding region runs from base 280 to 2145 and encodes 621 amino acids. The transcript is spliced from 3 exons.
ACCACAAACGUUAGGUCGAGAAGAGAUGAGCGACGACGUGUUGUAGCUUUUUUCUCGAAUGCAUCACGUGCCGUGACUGUUAACGCUGCGUUCGACCGUGAAACGUCUAAAAUUGGCAACCGACGAAAUUUUUGUGGCCAUCGUAUGGUAAAAAAACAACUCGUACACAGAACGAACCCCGCAAUGUCAUCGAGUUUGUUCACCGAAAGUAAAGCAGACAAACCACUCGUUAAUUUGUGAGUGUCUCAAGAGAAUACAUUAGUCUGCACGUUGUGUAAGAUGAAAGCCCACCUCGUCGUAUACGCUCUGGUGAAUCUUGUUCUGAUAAACUGUGAAGAUGCGAUGGAGAAGGUGAAGCGCACGAUUAGUGAUUACAAGAGGUACGUGAAGGAAGACACCCUGUAUAACGAACCGGGACACGCCCCAAAUGUCUACGAUUACAUAGUGGUCGGGUCGGGUUCGGCGGGUGCAGUCGUCGCCAGCAGACUGUCGGAGGACCCGAGGGUGAAGGUUCUUCUUUUGGAAUCGGGGGGUGAGCCGAUUUUUCAUUCGGAGAAGCCGAUGUUGGCAAGCGUGCAGUUGUUGACCAGGCAGAACUGGAACUAUCUCAUGGAGAAGCAGGCGAAUUUUUGCCUAGGUCUGACGGACGAGCUGAUGGCGUGGCCCCGCGGAAGAGUACUCGGCGGCACGACCGUUAUCAACUUCAUGAUACACAUCCGUGGCAACAAGGAGGAUUACAAUAGGUGGGCUCGCAUGGGCAAUCCGGGCUGGUCGUACGACGAGGUCCUCCCGUACUUUCUUAAGUCGGAGGAUUCCACCGUUAGCGUCCAGGACGUAGAGUUCAGGCACCAGGGUGGGUUGCUCAACGUAGCGGACGUUCCUUACAGAACAGAAUCGGCACAUACGUUCAUCAGGGGUUGCAAAGAAGCAGGGUACCCCUAUGUGGAUUACAACGGAAGGAGCCAACUGGGCGUCUCUUACGUGCAAGCCAAUCUCCGAGGAGGUCGGCGGUGUAGUGCGGAAAAGGCCUUCAUUCGCCCAUCUCGAGGUAGGCCCAAUCUGCACAUUCGAUUGAGAAGCCACGUGAUCAAGGUGCUGAUCGAUCCUCUCACGAAAACGGCGUACGGUGUCGAGUACCUCCACCGGAAGAAGAGGUACGCCGUCAAUGCGAGCGUUGAAGUGAUAUUGAGCGCAGGCGCCUUCCAUUCGCCCCAAAUCCUCAUGCUCUCCGGUGUAGGCCCUCGAGAUCAUUUAGCUCACCUACACAUACCGCUGGUAAAGGAUCUCCCAGUUGGACAAAAGUUGUACGAUCACGUCACCUUCUUGGGACUAGUCUUCACCGUGACUAAGCCGAUCGUGAGUUUCUUCGAAGAGACUUUCUCGCUCGAGAGCUUCUUCAACUUCUUUCUCUUCGGCCAAGGUCCCCUCACGAGCAUCGGCGGAGUGGAGGCCUUGGCCUACUUCAACACCAACACCACAACGCACCCCCCAGGUCUUCCAGACAUGGAGCUCAUCUUCAUAGGCGGUGGCCUUCACAGCGACUACUCUAUUUUCUUCAAGAACCAAUUUCGGGUAUCCGACAGAGUGUACGACGCACUUUGGUUACCGCUACACGACAAGUACGCGUUCAGCAUCCUACCGAUGGGCCUCCACCCCAAGUCGCACGGUUACAUGAGGCUCAGAUCGAGGAAUCCGCUCGAUCCGCCUCUCUUCCACGGAAAUUUCUUCACCGACCCCGACGGUCACGACAUAAAAACCUUCAUCGCGGCAAUUCGCGAGAUCCAGCGCAUCACGAAGACGCCCGCCUUCCAAACGUACGGCGCGCGGCAGGUGGAAACUCCGGUGCCCGGAUGCGAGGCUCACACGUUCGACAGCGACCCCUACUGGGAGUGCGCGGUACGGCAUAUCACGGCGACGCUACACCACCAGAUUCACACGUGCAAAAUGGGACCGGCGAGCGAUCCCGAGGCGGUCGUCGACGCCAGGCUGCGCGUCCACGGGGUGCGCCGGCUGAGAGUGAUCGACACGAGCGUCAUCCCAACGACGAUGUCGGCGCACGUCAGCGCCGUCGGGUUCAUGAUCGGGGAGAAGGGAGCAGACUUAAUUAAGGGAGAUUACGACGAUUUGUCGCCUAGAACGUUGUAAACACAAUAAAUUAUUUCCAUUU